CUCUCCUGCAUAAUGACUGUUGCCACAGGCGACCCGUCCGAUGAGGCUGCAGCCCACCCAGGCCACCCUCAGGACUAUGACCCGGAGGCUGAGCAGGAGUGCUGUGAGAGAGUUGUCAUAAACAUCUCAGGCAUGCGCUUCGAAACGCAGCUCAAGACCCUCUCACAGUUUCCUGAGACAUUACUUGGAGACCCUAAAAAGAGAAUGCGCUAUUUCGAUCCUCUGAGAAACGAGUACUUCUUUGACAGGAAUCGACCCAGCUUUGAUGCCAUUCUUUAUUACUAUCAGUCUGGAGGCAGGCUACGGCGACCAGUCAAUGUGACUCUGGAUAUAUUCUCAGAGGAGAUCCGCUUUUACGAGCUUGGGGAGGAGGCCAUCGAGAUCUUUAGGGAGGAUGAGGGCUUCAUUAAAGAGGAAGAGAGACCACUGCCCGAUAAUGAAUUUCAAAGACAAGUGUGGCUGCUGUUUGAGUACCCAGAGAGCUCAGGGCCUGCUAGGAUCAUAGCCAUCAUCUCUGUUAUGGUCAUUCUCAUCUCAAUUGUCAGCUUCUGCCUGGAAACCCUGCCCAUCUUCCGUAGUGACGAGGAAGAAAUGCACAAAGUCCACACUCCAACCUCCAACACCACCACCGCUUACAUCUCCACCUACUUCACUGAUCCCUUCUUCAUUCUUGAGACCCUGUGCAUCAUUUGGUUCACCUUUGAGUUUUUAGUGCGCUUCUGUGCCUGCCCCAGCAAAGCCAGCUUCUUUGUGAACAUAAUGAACAUGAUUGAUGUGGUGGCAAUAAUCCCAUACUUCAUCACCCUGGGUACCGAGCUUGCUGAGACUGCAGAGGACGGUCAACAGGGACAGCAAGCCAUGUCUCUGGCCAUCCUGCGUGUCAUCAGACUGGUGCGUGUAUUCAGGAUCUUCAAGCUCUCCCGUCACUCCAAGGGCCUUCAGAUCCUGGGCCAGACUCUGAAAGCCAGCAUGAGGGAGCUGGGCCUGCUCAUCUUCUUCCUCUUCAUUGGAGUCAUCCUCUUCUCCAGUGCUGUCUACUUUGCAGAGGCGGAUGAGCCUGAGUCUCAGUUUGACAGCAUCCCUGAUGCCUUUUGGUGGGCUGUGGUCUCCAUGACAACAGUUGGUUAUGGAGACAUGGUGCCCACCACCAUUGGUGGUAAAAUUGUGGGAUCUCUCUGUGCCAUUGCUGGUGUACUCACCAUCGCCUUGCCCGUCCCUGUCAUUGUCUCCAACUUCAACUACUUCUACCACCGGGAGACAGAGGGAGAGGAGCAAGCCCAGUAUCUGCAGGUAAAUGUCCCAAAAGCAGAAUCCCAGGAGGACAUGAAGAGGAGCCGGAGUGGCUCCACCAUUAGCAAGUCAGAUUACAUGGAGAUCCAGGAAGGAGUAAACAACAGCAAUGAAGACUUUCAGGAGGAGAACAUCAAGAGAGCCAACUGUACUCUAACCAAUACAAAUUAUGUCAAUAUCAAAAAGAUGCUGACAGAUGUGUAG
This is a messenger RNA of Chanos chanos (milkfish), 1494 nucleotides long. RefSeq names its product potassium voltage-gated channel subfamily A member 2. Lineage: Eukaryota; Metazoa; Chordata; Actinopteri; Gonorynchiformes; Chanidae. Gene Ontology annotation, biological process: action potential; potassium ion transmembrane transport; protein homooligomerization. The coding region runs from base 13 to 1494 and encodes 493 amino acids. The transcript has a single exon. The record is from RefSeq and is a predicted model, not a curated record. Gene Ontology annotation, molecular function: delayed rectifier potassium channel activity; protein binding. Gene Ontology annotation, cellular component: dendrite; juxtaparanode region of axon; voltage-gated potassium channel complex.